CCACCGUAGGCUACGUCAGAAGUAAAUACAGUGUGCUAGCCCACAACUAGCCAGCUACCUGUGAAGACAACAUGGCCUUUACUCUGUACUCUCUCAUUCAAGCAGUGAUCCUGUGCGUCAACGCUGUCGCAGUAUUACACGAAGAGAGAUUUCUGAGUAAAAUUGGCUGGGGAGUAGACCAAAGUGUUGGAGGAUUUGGUGAUGAACCAGGGGUCAAAGUUCAGCUGAUGAACCUGGUCCGCUCUGUGAGGACAGUGAUGAGAGUGCCAUUAAUUGCUGUGAAUGCAGUCUGUAUAGUGCUGCUGCUUCUGUUUGGAUGAGGAGGAGGAGGAUGAGGAGGAAGAGGAGGAGACAAACCAGUCUGCUGUCAGGAGAAGACAUCUCCAUCACCUCAGGAACCCUUCUGCAGAAACAUUUGAUCACUUUGACUCACAAUAUGUCUCCUGUCAGCCUGAAUGUGAAUAUUAUCAUUUGAUAUUCCACAUCAAUACAUGGGAUAUUAUAUUGUUAAGGCCUGUUUUGUACAACACAGUCAUUCAGAAAUAAGUAAAUGCAGCUAUUUAGAAUGUUUAAUUCCCCUUUUUCUUUUGAAUAGCACAAUGCAAUGCUUAAUACAAGAAACACUUCAUUCGCCUUUGAUUUAGCUAUCAAUAUGAAAAACAUAACUUUCACAUGGAAGCCGACUGUAAAAUGUUUGUAAAUUAAUUAUUGUGUACGUGCUAUGAAUGUUGAAAUGCUUGCAAAGAAAGAAAGAUGUUUUUAAAACUC
This is a messenger RNA of Anoplopoma fimbria (sablefish), 768 nucleotides long. Its product is annotated as immediate early response 3-interacting protein 1. Gene Ontology annotation, cellular component: endoplasmic reticulum membrane; Golgi membrane; COPII-coated ER to Golgi transport vesicle. Lineage: Eukaryota; Metazoa; Chordata; Actinopteri; Perciformes; Anoplopomatidae. The record is from RefSeq and is a predicted model, not a curated record. The coding region runs from base 72 to 320 and encodes 82 amino acids. Gene Ontology annotation, biological process: endoplasmic reticulum to Golgi vesicle-mediated transport. The transcript has 3 exons.